Hyaena hyaena (striped hyena) is the source of this 1767-nucleotide messenger RNA. It is a transcript of the gene GP5, whose product is annotated as glycoprotein V platelet. The record is from RefSeq and is a predicted model, not a curated record. The coding region runs from base 46 to 1749 and encodes 567 amino acids. Gene Ontology annotation, cellular component: extracellular matrix. The transcript has a single exon. Lineage: Eukaryota; Metazoa; Chordata; Mammalia; Carnivora; Hyaenidae. Gene Ontology annotation, molecular function: protein binding.
CUUGGUGAAAGGUCUCCUGCCUCCCGCAGGGUUACAGGAUCCAGUAUGAGCGUGUCGUGCGUCGCCUGCAGACCCCGCGCCGUCGCCCUAGCGGACGUGCUGAGGAGCGCGCUGCUGUGCGCCGCGCUGGGGGCCCUGCGCGCCCAGCCUUUCCCCUGUCCCCCCGCCUGCACGUGCGUGUCCCGGGACGCCGCGCGGUGCUCCGGGAUCAACGUGGCGCGCGUCGCCGAGCUCGGCCUGCCCGUCAACCUCACGCACAUCCUGCUCUUCGGAAUGGGCCGCGGCCCCUUACAGAAGCACAGCUUCCGGGGCAUGACCGUCCUGCGGCGCCUGAUGCUGACGGACAGCCGCAUCUCCGCCGUGGCGCCCGGCACCUUCGACGACCUGAUCAAACUGAAAACCCUGCGGCUGUCUCGCAACGGGAUCACUCACCUUCCGGGCGCGCUCUUGGAUACGGUGGUGCUCCUGGAGCAGCUGUUUCUGGACGGCAACGAACUGACCGACAUUGACCCGAACCUGUUUCGGAAGCUGGUCAACCUGCGGGAGCUCUUUCUGAACCAAAAUCAACUCGCCUUCCUUCCUGCUCGCCUCUUCGCAAAUCUGGGGAGCCUGAAAGUGCUGGAUCUAUCGGGAAAUAAUUUGACCCACCUGCCCCAGGGGUUGCUCGGGACACAGGCCAAGCUGGAGAAGCUCGUGCUGCACUCGAACCGGCUCGUCUCUCUGGAUUCGGGGCUGCUGAGCAGCCUGCGUGCCCUGAAGGAGCUGCAGCUGGACAGAAACCACAUCCGCUCCAUCGCACCGGGCGCCUUCGACCGGCUCGGGAGCCUGAGCUCCUUGACUCUUUCCAGAAACCACCUGGCGUCGCUGCCCCCCGCACUCUUUCUGUAUACGCACAACGUGACGCUCCUGACCCUGUUCGAGAACCCGCUGGAGGAGCUCCCGGAGGUGCUCUUCGGGGAGCUGGCCGGCCUGCGCGAGCUGUGGCUGAACCGCACCCGCCUGCGCACCCUGCCCGCCGCCGCCUUCCGCACCCUGAGCGGCCUGCGGGCGUUCGGGGUGACCCUGAGCCCGCGCCUGAGCGCGCUGCCCGAGGACGCCUUCCGGGGCCUGCGCCAGCUGCAGCUGCUCGCCCUGCACGCCAACGGGCUGGCCGCGCUCCCCGGCGGCCUGCUGCGCGGCCUCGGCCGCCUGCGCCGCGUGUCGCUGCGCCACAACCGGCUGCGCGCCCUGCCCCGCGCGCUCUUCCGCCACCUCGGCAGCCUGGAGGCCGUGCAGCUCGAGCACAACCAGCUGGAGACCCUGCCCGGAGACGUGUUCGCGGAUCUGCCCCGGCUGGAGGAGGUCCAGCUGGCGCACAAUCCCUGGCGCUGCGACUGCGAUCUGGGGCCGUUCCGGGCGUGGCUGCGGCGGCACCCGGGCCUCGUGCGCGGAGCCGAGCCCCCGCGCUGCGGCGGCCCCGGGCCCCGCGCCGGCCUGCCGCUCUGGGCCCUGCCCGCCCCCGACCCGGAGUGCGCGGGCCCCCGCGGGCCCCCUCCCGGCCCCGCCCCCGGCCGCUCGGACCCCCGCGCCCGGGCGCGGUUCGCGAUCGACGGCGGGCGCCACGACCACGGCCUCUUCCGGGCUCUCUAUUUCCUGCUUUUGGCUGCUCAGGCCGUAAUAACGGGGGUCAUUGUGUUUGCUAUGAUUAAACUCGGGGCGCUCUUUCGAAAAUUCAUCAGAGAGCGCGAGCGAGCGAGAGCUUUUGCUUGAGUCCGCGGGACCACCGCG